ACGCCGUUUCCAGUUUCAGCAAAACACUUUUAAAGUCUAAACCAAACACACAUUGAGAUUAAAAACCACAACUGCCUGUGCCGUGUGGUGUUGUGUUUUUUUUUUUUGUUUCAUCUCCAUCUUUUUCUUCAAAUUUCCCAGAAGAGAAACUCACAAAGAUGAGGUUAUCAUUGAGGCAUGCUUUGGUGUUUGCGUUAAUUGGGGCGUUGUGGAACUUGCAGAGGGCAGAGGGUAUCCGAUUUGUGAUAGACAGAGACGAGUGUUUCUCCCAUGACGUAAAGUACGAGGGUGACACUGUUCAUGUCUCUUUCGUUGUUAUUAAGGCUGAUUCUCCCUGGCAUUACGGCGACGAAGGUGUCGAUCUCGUGGUAAAGGGACCUUCUGGCGAGCAAAUACAAGAUUUUCGGGACAAGACCAGUGAGAAGUUCGAUUUUGUGGCUCACAAAUCCGGGGUCCAUAAAUUCUGCUUCACCAACAAGUCUCCUUAUCAUGAAACUGUUGAUUUUGAUGUACAUGUUGGUCACUUCUCUUACUUUGAGCAACAUGCAAAAGAUGAGCAUUUCACCCCUUUGCUGGAGCAGAUUGGGAAGUUGGAGGAAGCUCUAUACAACAUUCAGUUUGAACAGCAUUGGUUAGAGGCUCAGACUGACCGCCAAGCAAUAGUGAACGAUGCAAUGAGCAGAAGAGCAGUACACAAGGCAAUUUUUGAAUCAGCAGCACUGAUUGGGGCUAGUGCGCUGCAAGUCUACCUUCUGCAGCGAUUGUUUGAACGAAAGUUGGGUACCUCGAGAGUUUAGAGCUACGAAAGGUUCUGCGAAUCUGUAACAGUACAAAUGAGAAUGUUAUUUUAAACUUUUUUCCGUUGUCAUCACAUGGAUAUUUAUAUAACUAGUUGUUCAAUCCUACUCAUAAUACGUGUGGAAAUAUGUUAUUUAAUGUUGAUUAUAGUUGAUUUCUUUUUCCGGUAAACUAAAAUAUGACAGGCAAUUUCUACGCUCCCA
Glycine soja is the source of this 1001-nucleotide messenger RNA. Its product is annotated as transmembrane emp24 domain-containing protein p24beta2-like. Lineage: Eukaryota; Viridiplantae; Streptophyta; Magnoliopsida; Fabales; Fabaceae. The record is from RefSeq and is a predicted model, not a curated record. The coding region runs from base 159 to 797 and encodes 212 amino acids. Gene Ontology annotation, cellular component: Golgi apparatus; endoplasmic reticulum; COPII-coated ER to Golgi transport vesicle. Gene Ontology annotation, biological process: Golgi organization; intracellular protein transport; endoplasmic reticulum to Golgi vesicle-mediated transport. The transcript has 5 exons.